Cheilinus undulatus (humphead wrasse) is the source of this 3002-nucleotide messenger RNA. RefSeq names its product adaptor protein, phosphotyrosine interaction, PH domain and leucine zipper containing 2 (gene appl2). The record is from RefSeq and is a predicted model, not a curated record. Gene Ontology annotation, molecular function: protein binding. Bases 70 to 2067 code for a protein of 665 amino acids. Gene Ontology annotation, biological process: signaling. The transcript has 21 exons. Gene Ontology annotation, cellular component: cytoplasm; endosome membrane. Lineage: Eukaryota; Metazoa; Chordata; Actinopteri; Labriformes; Labridae.
AGACCUCUGGGAAACCGAGUCCACGUACUAAAUAAUUCAAGCCGUUCCCUUUCCUCCAACGCUAACAAGAUGCCGGCCGUACAUCACAAACUGCUCCUGGAGGACGCCUUGCAGGACAGUCCCCAGACUCGCUCGUUGCUCAGUGUGUUUGAAGAGGAUGCUGGAAAUCUUACAGACUACACCAACAAGCUGCUUCAAUCAAUGCAGCGGGUGUAUGGAGCCCAGAGUGAGAUGGGACUGGCUACAGAGCAGCUCUCACAGCAACUUCUGGAUUACGAGAAAAAAAAUUUUGCCCUUGGAAAAGGUGAUGAAGAGGUAAUCAACACGCUGCAGAACUUCGCCAAAACCGUAGGGGAGCUGAACGCGCUCCACUCUGAGCUAGCCAACCAGAUGGCUGACAGCAUGGUUUUCCCUUUGAUUCAGUUCCGAGAGAAAGAUCUCACAGAGAUCAGCACACUGAAGGAAAUAUUCACUAUUGCCACUGAUGAGCACGAGGCAGCUAUGGUCAAAUAUAGCCGAUUGCCCAAGAAGAAGGAGAACGAGAAGAUGAAGUCAGACCUUGUGAAGGAGGUGGCCUACACUAGGAGGAAGCAGCACCAGGCUUCGCUGCAGUAUUACUGUGCCCUCAACGCCCUGCAGUAUCGCAAGAGAGUAGCCAUGAUCGAGCCUAUGCUUGGCUACACACAGGCACAGGUCAGCUUCUUCAAAAAAGGCAUUGAGAUGGUGGCAAAGAAAGUUGACAACUUCCUCUCUUCUGUGUCCAACAUGGCUCAAAGUAUCCAGAAUCAGCUGGAUGCAGAGGCUGAAGCCAUGCGGGUGUCCCAGAAGGAGCUUCUGUCUGUGGAGGACACCAUCUACAUGCCAGAUAAGGACACCGAGCCUGUCAAUCGUACGCUUAUCCAGAAGGCUGGCUACCUCAACAUUAGGAAUAAAACAGGCCUCGUGACCACAGCCUGGGACCGACUCUACUUCUUCACCCAGGGAGGGAACCUCAUGUGUCAGCCACGUGGUGCGGUGGCAGGGGGCAUGGUGCUGGACUUGGACAACAGCUCUGUCAUGGCAGUGGACUGUGAAGACAGACGCUACUGUUUUCAGAUAACCUCCCCCUCAGGCAAAACGUCAAUGAUUCUACAAGCUGAGAGCAAAAGGGAAUAUGAAGAAUGGAUUUGCACUGUGAACAACAUUUCCAGACAGAUCUAUCUGACUGACAACCCAGAGGCCGUGGCCAUCAGACUGAACCAAACGGCCAUCCAGGCGGUCACUCCCAUCACAAGCUUUGAGAAGAGACCAGAAGGCUCCCCCAACCCUGACAGAGCAAAGCCUGGAGGCGUUUAUACUUCAGGCAGUUCCCAGAAUCCAGGAGCCGCUCCGGAACCAGAAGACCUAAUUGCCCCUGGGACGCCCAUUCAGUUUGACAUCGUGUUGCCCGCCUCCGAGUUUCAGGACCAGAACAGAGCCGGGGGGAGACGCACAAAUCCAUUUGGAGAAACAGAUGAUGACUGUUCAACAGAAAGUGACGAUUCCCUCCUGCAGCAGGUGUUUGCUGUGCGCUUCCUGGGUUCAAUGGCGGUGCGCUGUGGUGACAAUCAGGAAGUGAUCUAUGAGGCCAUGAGGCAGGUCCUAGCUGCUCGAGCCAUCCACAACAUCUUCAGGACCACCGAGAGUCACCUCAUGGUCACAAGCAGUAACCUUAGGUUGAUCGACCCUCAAACUCAAGUCACAAGAAUAAGUUUUCAGCUCGAAGAAGUUUCUCAGUUUGCAGCCCACCAGGAGAACGGGAGACUGAUGGGAUUCGUGGUUGAAGGCAGAGACUGGAGUGAAGACGAUGAGGAGGGAGAGUCCACAUUUAGCGCCUUUGUAUUCGAGAGCAACACAGAAGGCGAAAAGAUAUGUUACACCAUAAGCUUGGCGAAGGACAUUACAGAGGCAAAGAAGGAUCCCGAAGCCCUGGCCCAGCUGAUGAAAAACAUGCCCCUAACCAAUGACGGCAAAUUCCUGCUGCUUGAGCCAGAGACGGGUGACACAGCCAACGGAGACGGACAAGAAGACCUGGAGUCCGAGGCCUAGUCCCAGAUAGGAGCCUACAGAAACCUCAGAACCCCGGUCAAAGUUUAACUUAGGAGAGAAGACUUUCCCUGGAUGAAGUUAUCAUGGUGACCUCCCAGCCCUAACUCUGGUACAGUAACACCCAUAUUAGAGAGUGUAGUUCACUUCACUUACCCUGUGUUACUAGAUCUCCAGUUUUUUGCUGUAAUAAGAGCAGAAGACUUUUGGAGGGGGUUAACUGGACCUUAAAGCACAUCUGUUGAUCAAACAUAAGGUCUGCUUUUCUGUGGUCUGACAGCAGCAUGGGGAUUAGUUUUGGUUUAAAACUAUUGUUGAUGGUACUUACAUGAAAAGGGACACUAAAUAGGUUUUGAUUGUGUUUCAUUGUCUUCUAAUAUGACCAGAGAUCUAACAGAUGGAGAUGAAUCAGGUUAGGUUUAUUUUCAGUUUACAUAGUUUUGAGUCCAGGUUUCUUCCUUUAUGUUCUUUUAACUUGUAUGCAACUACUUUAGCAUUUAUUUCUUGUUCAUUUCUGUAUAAAAAGCUGUUGCACUUCCCAUGAAAAUAUCAGUUAAAUAAUGCUUGAUGACUGCUGGAUGCACUUAUUUGAAGGAUUUUAAAAUGAUGAAUUUCCUAAAAAAAGGUUAAAAUAAUGCUGGUUUUAUUGCUCUUUUUUCAUCGUCAAAACUGACAUUGUACAGUUUUGUUCUUUUUGCUACUCUUACAUUCCUGUUAUACUGAAUUUAUUUCAUAUUUUACUCUUAUACUCCUGUAACGGUACUUACAAGUCUUAAGAUAAUCUGUAUGCAGACAUCUCCUCGAGCGGCCCAAAUAUCCUCCAGUAAAAUGAAAGUAUGUUGCACUGUGUUUCUUGAAAGCCUUUGUAAAUAUGAACUGUUUGAGUGUCUGUAUGAUGUGUAAUCAGAGUUGCCUGCAUUAAAAGCUUUUGGAGCUGA